GGCGGAACAGCGGGCAUCGAGUCUGGCAAGACUGCGGGCACCGAGUCGUCUGGCAAGACUGCGGGCACCGAGUCGUCUGGCAAGACUGCGGGCACCGAGUCGUCUGGCAAGACUGCGGGCACCGAGUCGUCUGGCAAGACUGCGGGCACCGAGUCGUCUGGCAAGACUGCGGGCACCGAGUCGACUGGCGGAACAGCGGGCACCGAGUCGUCUGGCAAGACAGUGGGCACCGAGUCAACAGGCACGACAGUGGGCACCGGGUCAUCAGGUAUCGGAUUGUCUGGCUCGACAGCGGGCAUCGGGUCACCAGGCAUCAGGUCAUUUGGCUUGCCAGCGGGCACCGCGUCAUCUGGCAAGGCAGUGGGCACCGGGUCACCAGGUAUGACAGCGGGCUCUGAGUCAAUUGGCACGACAGCGGGCACUGGAUCAGGUACCGGAUCAUCUGGAUCAACAGCGGGCAUCGAGUCAACUGGC
This is a messenger RNA of Staurois parvus, 474 nucleotides long. The record is from the annotation of a GenBank genome assembly. NCBI's taxonomy places the organism in Eukaryota, Metazoa, Chordata, Amphibia, Anura, Ranidae.